Messenger RNA from Gopherus flavomarginatus (Mexican gopher tortoise), 2353 nucleotides. It is a transcript of the gene AP1M2, whose product is annotated as adaptor related protein complex 1 subunit mu 2. Gene Ontology annotation, biological process: vesicle-mediated transport; intracellular protein transport. The transcript has 12 exons. Bases 878 to 2149 code for a protein of 423 amino acids. Gene Ontology annotation, cellular component: clathrin adaptor complex; clathrin-coated vesicle. Gene Ontology annotation, molecular function: clathrin-cargo adaptor activity. The record is from RefSeq and is a predicted model, not a curated record. Lineage: Eukaryota; Metazoa; Chordata; Testudines; Testudinidae.
CUAGAUGCUCCUGCGAGAAUCUUCUGCAGGAAAUGGAGUCUGAGGCAUGAGCUCCCACGGCUCCAGCUGCCGCCCGCCUGCAUUCCUCGGCUCGUGCCAGGCUCCCACGUCCCUCCGCAUCCAGCUCCACAAAGCCGCCUUUGACGCCUGGAGCCACGCGUCAGCGCCUAGCCACAUAGCCCGGCGCAGAGGAGGCUGGAUACCAGCUGGGACUGGCCUGCCCAGCACAGCCCCCCAUUGUCCUGGCUGGCGAGGUCCCCGGGCCGGGGCUGGAAUGUGCCCGCCCGCAUGGAUGGCUGGGGAAUUCUUGCUAGGCCAGGGCCCACGGCAGAGCAAGGAAAUUCUCCUGGCCCAGGCCACUGCCUCUCUCCCCUCAGUGCCAGCCCGUCUCCUGCCCCUUCUAUCCCCCCAUCUUUUCACAAUGCCCCCAGCUCCCUCCCCCCUCCCCCCAGGCACCCCCACAUGCUGACAGCCCCAGGGCUGGGCUCUGCUCCCCCCAGGGAAUGGCCCCCCAGGGGCUGAGCAGGGGGCAGCAGUUUGGGGCUAAGCACUGAGAGGGAGUUCGCUGGACUCUUGGAGGGCGGAGAGGAUUCCUCCAGCCCGGCCCAGCCCAGAGCUCAGGGCAGCUGUGGGGCAGAUCCACAGGAGGGCACAAGCACUGCCUGUCCUGGUGCCCAGGUGUGCCAGGGGCUCGGCGCCUCCCCCCUGCCUGUCGGCGGAUGUGUGUCACUUCCCCUUUAAGGGGCCAGCUCACCUGUGGGCGCAGCUCCCUCACCUGGCCCAGGUGACGCUGCGGGGAGCCAGGAAGGAGGAAGCAGCAGCAGGGAGCCCUGGCCAGUGUGCUCAGGCCUGGAGGGGGCCAGGCCAGGCCAGGAUCAUGUCAGCCUCUGCUGUCUUUGUCCUGGACCUCAAAGGCAAGCCGCUGAUCAGCCGGAACUACAAGGGGGACGUGAGCAUGGCAGAGAUCGAUCACUUCAUGCCGCUGCUGAUGCAGAAAGAGGAGGAGGGGGCCCUGACGCCCCUGCUGACCCACGGCAAAGUCCAUUUCCUCUGGAUCAAGCACACCAACCUGUAUUUGGUGGCCACCACCAUGAAGAAUGCCAACGCCUCGCUGGUCUAUUCCUUCCUCUACAAGGUGGUGGAGGUCUUCUCCGAGUACUUUAAGGAGCUGGAGGAGGAGAGCAUCCGAGACAACUUUGUCGUCAUCUACGAGCUGCUGGAUGAGCUGAUGGAUUUCGGGUUCCCGCAGACGACCGACAGCAAAAUCCUGCAGGAGUACAUCACCCAGCAAGGCAACAAGCUGGAGACUGGCAAAUCCCACGUGCCCCCCACUGUCACCAACGCCGUGUCCUGGCGCUCCGAGGGCAUCAAGUACAAGAAGAACGAGGUUUUCAUCGACGUCAUCGAGUCCGUGAACCUGCUGGUGAACAGCAAUGGCAGCGUCCUGCUCAGCGAGAUCGUGGGCACCAUCAAGCUGAAGGUGUUUCUCUCCGGCAUGCCUGAGCUGCGGCUGGGCCUCAACGACCGCAUGCUCUUCGAGCUGACCGGGCGCCACAAGAACAAGUCGGUGGAGCUGGAGGACGUCAAGUUCCACCAGUGCGUGCGGCUCUCGCGCUUCGAGAACGACCGCACCAUCUCCUUCAUCCCACCCGACGGAGACUUCGAACUCAUGUCCUACCGGCUCAACACGCAGGUGAAGCCCCUCAUCUGGAUCGAGUCGGUCAUCGAGAAGUUCUCCCACAGCCGCGUGGAGAUCAUGGUGAAGGCAAAGGGCCAGUUCAAGAAGCAGUCGGUGGCCAACAGUGUGGAGAUCUCGGUCCCUGUCCCCAGCGACGCCGACUCCCCCAAGUUCAAGACCAGCGUUGGCAGCGCCAAGUACGUGCCUGAGAAGAACAUCGUCAUCUGGAGCAUCAAGUCGUUCCCGGGUGGGAAAGAGUUCCUGAUGCGGGCCCAUUUCGGGCUGCCCAGCGUGGAGAAGGAGGAAGUGGAGGGACGGCCGCCCAUUGCUGUCCGCUUCGAGAUCCCCUACUUCACCGUCUCAGGAAUCCAGGUGCGCUACAUGAAGAUCAUCGAGAAGAGCGGGUACCAGGCGCUGCCCUGGGUGCGAUACAUCACCCAGAGCGGGGAUUACCAGCUCCGGACCCAGUAGGCGCUAGCCGAGCAGUGAGGCAUCCUGCCGCCUCCAUGCUGGAAGGAGGCUGCAGCCCCUGGACUGCGACGAGCCCCUUGUGACUCUAGAGAGGCCCUUUUAAGAGAAUUUUGUUUGUGUGUGUUUCCCCCUAGGCCGCUGCCCUCUGGCCUGCUCCAGGCCUGGUCCUUUCUGCCAACUUCUCUAUCGACGUAUAAAGAAAAA